CUUUCCCGUGUUCAGCUGUUGCGUACAGCGGUUUCCUGUACCUGCUGGACAUCCAAGUCACCCCGACCAGGAACCACUCCGUCGCCGACUUCGGACACCACAUCAGGGACGCCUUCCAGAACACGCUGCAAGAUCGCCCGGGACAACCGGACCAGAUCAUCUACAUGCUCAAGGUGGAUGGAGAACCCUGGUAUGUCGUCUAUGUGAACGUGACCUCACCAAGCGUAAUCGACCUGCUCCUACACAACUACUGGCAGCAGUACCCAGGUGACGCUGAUUACGUCACCAUCCAGUCCACGCCCUUGGCGCACUACGAAGCCUUCAUGGCAUCGACCUUGGACAUCAAGGAUAAUGAGGUACUGACACAGUUCCAAGGAGGGAUCCACAGUGGAGAACUCUACAUGCUGGACUUGCACGUUAAGGACUCAGACGUGAGCCUUGGCAAGCUGUUUGAGGAGUAUGUGAAACAACUGGAGCUCACGGCGGAGCAACGAGGGGAUGAUCCUACCAAACGCACCUUUAUGCACCCUUUCAAGGUCGUCGGAAGUACACGGGUGAUAAUCCUUAGUUCGAGCGCCAGUAACGCCGCCGUAGACAGAGGGCUGUACAGCCUGCCGACGUUCCAGGCGUACGGAGAUGCCAUCGAGGUGGACGCCAUCAGCGUCGUGCCCUUCAGCGAGUACGAGCAUGAGAUAGAGUACCAGGCAGACCACAUCGCGGCCCCCUGCCCGCUAGUCGAGUCCUCCCGCCCGCGCACUGCCGGCUCCCGCUCCGCCCGGACGAGCAUCUGCCGGUACGGCGGCGUGAGGAACCCACUCACCGGGAAAUGCUUCUGUGCGGACAUAUGCUCACAGGAUGUUGACCCCGUGUGCGGGUCGGACGGAGUGGAGUACGAUAACCUCUGCCAGCUGAAGGUGGCGGCGUGCAGGCAGCAGAAGACCAUCGACGCGCUGGGACAGCCUCCCUGUGGGGGUAUGAUGUACAGCGGGUUCCUGUACAGGCUGGAGGUAACAGUCCAGCCAACAGCCGACCGCUCCACUCUGCACAUCGGCAGGAACAUCCGGGACUCCUUCCAGCAGACACUGCGGGAUCCCAUGGACCAGAUGCUGUACAUGAUGAAGGUGAACGGAGAGCAAGUGUUCCAUGUCUACUUGAACGUCAGCCUCCCGACUGUCUUGGAUCAGCUGACGGCGAACUUCAGAAACCGUUACCCUGGCGACGCGGAGCAGGUGACCUUUGUCCCCACGACCUUGGUGGACUACCGUAUGUUCCUGGCUCUGACGGUCGGUCUGUCGGAGUACCGGAACUUCCCGAGCUUCGGCGGCGUGCACGACGGGGAACUCUACUUUGUGGACAUCUACCCACGGGACACGUAUGAACAAGGUGUCAAGCUUGAUCGGCUGUUGGAGAAGUGGGGAGAGGACUGGGAUCUGACGGACGACGCACGCGCCAACCCUGCGUCAUCGAACUUCAUGAUGCCUUACAAAGUACUGGGAAGCACAAGGACUUUCCUUCUCGUGUCGUGGCCGGGUAACGAGGCGGUAGAUAGGAACCUGUACCAGCUGCCGAUGAUCAGCGAGUUCGGAGACGCCGUCGAGGUCAAGGUCAAGAGCAUCGUUCCUUUUGAUGAAUACGAGCGCCAACUGCUGAAUGGCCUGCCCAGUCCAGUUCCUGGUAUGGUAGUAAGGGACCGUGUUGCCACAUCGUCCUGUCGCUAUGGCGGCCUGAUGGACCCUCUGACGGGCCGCUGCCGCUGUAACAUCGUCUGCACCCGUGAGCGCAUCCCCGUGUGCGGGUCCAACGGCAGGGAGUACCCCAACGCCUGCAUGCUACGCGCUGACUCGUGCGAGCAACAGCAGACCAUCGACAAAGUCGGAUCACCCCCUUGUGGACCCGAGAACAGCGUGAUGUACAGCGGUUACCUGUACCAGCUGAACGUCACAGUCCAGGUCACGCCGAGCACGUCAGUCAUGGAGUACGGCAAGCAGCUCCGCAGCUCCUUCAGCGACACCUUACAGGAGCCAGAGGAGGAAAUCCUCUACAUGCUGAUGGUCAACGGGGAACCCACGUUCCUGAUAUUCGUGAACGUCUCCGUGCCAACGACCCUUGACCUGAUGAUGCACAACUACCUGAUGACGUAUCCUGAAGACGCAGAAACCGUAACCAUGACAACCACGCCGCUUUCGUCCUAUGAAGCGUUCCUGGCGACCACAGUCCUGGUGCAAGAGAAGAAAACGUUAAAACAGUUCGGCGGCAUCCGAAGCGGAGACCUGUACCUUGUGGAUAUGCACAUCAGAGAUACAAACCUGAACAUGGACAGAAUACACUCCGUCAUCGCUGAUGACGCCAAGGCACUGGCUUCCAACCGACCCUACCCAGAAUCCUCCUCUCUCCUGCAUCCCUUCAAGGUCGUGGGCAGUCUCAGGGAUAUGAUCCUGAUGUCAGCCCCCAGUAACGAGUUUAUCGACACCCACCUGAACCGCCUGCCGCGCCUUAAACAGUUUGGGGACAGUCUUGAGGUCACCGUCAGGAGCGUGUCUCUGUUCGACGACAUCGAGGAACAAAUCAUAGAGAGAAACGGCGCGGCGGCCUCCAUCUCCGCCUCCACGGCGUACGGCGAGCACCAGGUGAGCGGGUACAACAACAACGGCGGCAGGUGCCGCUAUGGCGGGACCAGAGACCGGUCCGGGCAGUGCAAGUGUAGCGAGGUCUGCAUCGUGGACUCCGUGGCCGUGUGCGGCUCCGACGGGAAGGAGUACCCGAACCAGUGCGCGUUAGAAGUGCAGGCCUGCAAGCAGCAGAGGGCCAUUGAUGUCAUCGGCAGCCCACCGUGUGGAGAUAUCCAGUACAGCGGGUUCCUCUACCUACUAGAGAUCUCAGUCGUCCCCACUGCUGAGUAUGACGAAGGCGUGGUUCAUAUCGGACAGACUCUGCAGUACUCCUUCUCAGAGACACUCAAAAACCCACGGGACUCUGUCAUACACAUGCUCAAGGUGGAUGCUGAACCAAAAUACCUUAUAUACGUGAACGUCUCCUCACCCGACAUGGUGAGCACACUGUUGUACAACUACUGGCGGACGCAGCCCGAGCUGGCUGCCCGCCUGACGGUCCACACCACCCCGCUAGCGCACUACCACGCCUUCCUGGCCACCACGGGAGGUGUGGACGACAUGGACGUGUUGAAGACGUUUGGAGGGAAACAGAGCGAAUGGAUGUUCCACAUAGACAUCCAUGCCAAAGACUCAGGAGUGCCGAUGAAGGAGCUAGUGUCAAAGUGGGUAGAAGACGCAGAGUUCCUUGCGGAAACCCGAGACCCGUCCACAGCUGACUACUUCCAGCCCUUCAAGGUCGUAGGAAGCACACGAAUGGUUGUUCUGUUUUCCUCCGAGCGAAACGAGGCCGUAGAUCGGUUCCUGUACCAACUCCCACUGAUGCAACCUUACGGUGACGCCAUCGAGGUCAAAGUUCACAGCGUGGCCACAUUCACAGAGUAUGAAAAACAGCUGCUCAUACAGUACUAGAUAUGCUCAAUAUGAGAGAAGCGGGGUUUCCGUUAGUUUUAGUUUAAAACGAUGCAGUUGUGUUUAAGAGUUUGUAAGUUUAUGUGUUCGUUCUUGUUUCUGCGUUAUGUUCUGUUAAGAUGAUGACAAAGAUAUUUCGUGAUGUUACUAAACUAAGCUGAAGUCUGGCUUACGCUAAUGUGUAAGCAGAAGUGGGGUUUGGGCGCGUCUUUUGCUCAUUUUGUACAACUUUCAAGCGAUGCAUUUUUAUGUGAACACUUCAUAAUACUUGUAAGAGGUACAAAACGAGCAAAAUGGCUCGAGAGUACAAGUCAGCACCUCACAUCUACUUGGAGAUUAGGAGAAUCAGACUAUGCCAGUUCCUGUGGUGUCUUUAAGAUUAUGUGUUUGUUUCUUUAAGGACUUAGCCUAGCAGCUGAUAGAGUAACAGGCUAGAACAUUACAUGUGGUUGUCUUUAAGAUUCGUUUCUGAGAGAGACUUGCCUUGCAGCAUUUGGUAUUAAUAAGAGCGUCGAUGCGGUGGUGUUCCGUCGUCAAGCAGAUGUUAGGAACUUUCGCAGUCUAAGUUGUAAGCAUGUUUUUGCAACUUCUAGUACGUAGUUCGUAUAGUGCACCGUUUGGACACGUCAUUCCUGUAUGAACCAGUGAAGAGUUUAGACAUUGCAGUACUAGACAGGCGUACUAAAUGUUGCAAAAACACACCUUAAACUGAGACUGAGCUACUGUCCAAGCAGGGGUUCGGCUCCAGCUGAAUUUGACGUGUUUUUAGGCGUUUUUGUCGGCUUUCUAUGUUGUACCGGCGGCCGGCGGAUAUGAAGAAAAC
Messenger RNA from Branchiostoma floridae (Florida lancelet), 4344 nucleotides. RefSeq lists its product as uncharacterized. Gene Ontology annotation, molecular function: protein binding. Bases 165 to 3521 code for a protein of 1118 amino acids. The record is from RefSeq and is a predicted model, not a curated record. Lineage: Eukaryota; Metazoa; Chordata; Leptocardii; Amphioxiformes; Branchiostomatidae. The transcript has 24 exons.